UGCUUUGUAAUUAGUAAUACCAUUAUUUUAUUUUGAAAAGCAUGGCCGGAAGUGCUUCUGGCUAGAAGCUAGCAGUGGAAAAUGUUCGCGACUUUCAGAGCUUUUCAAAGCCGGACUGGGGGUCUCCGCCCGGCGGCCUUGACACCGCUGCAGCAGAGGGAUCCCCCAGCGGGGCGUCCGAGCGGAGGCCGCGGGGUGUCGGUCACAAACGCAGGAGAGACAGUCCGGCCACUAGAGGGCGUCAGAGUGCUGGACCUGACCAGGGUUCUGGCCGGCCCGUUCGCCACCAUGAUCCUGGGAGACCUGGGGGCGGAGGUAAUCAAAGUGGAAAAACCAGGCGUAGGUGACGACACCAGAGCGUGGGGUCCUCCGUUUGUGGGCUCAGAGAGCGUCUACUUCCUGAGCAUCAACAGGAACAAGAAGAGUCUUGCUGUGGACCUGAAGAACCCUCGAGGAGCAGAGGUGGUGCGGGAGCUCGCAGGAGUGUGUGACGUCCUGGUGGAGAACUACCUUCCAGGGAAGCUCCAGGAGAUGGGUUUGGGGUUUGAACAGCUGGGCGGGGUCAACCCCCAGCUCAUCUACUGCUCCAUAUCAGGUUACGGGCAGACCGGUCCUCAGGCUCAGAGUCCGGGCUACGACUCCAUCGCCUCGGCAGUGUCUGGGAUGAUGCACAUCACGGGGCCGGAGGACGGGGAGCCGGUGCGCCCAGGCGUCGCCAUGACCGACCUGGCAACAGGGCUGUACGCACACGGAGCCAUCAUGGCGGCCCUGCUGCAGCGACACAAGACGGGAAGAGGAGGUCACAUCGACUGUAACCUGCUGUCCUCACAGGUCUCCUGCCUCAGCCACAUUGCUGCAAACUAUCUGAAUGCAGGAAAGGAGGCGAGGCGCUGGGGGACGGCCCACGAGAGCAUCGUCCCGUACCAGGGCUUCAAGACCAAGGACGGACACAUUGUUGUAGCUGCAGGAAACGACAAGCAGUUUGUCCGAGUCUGUCAGGUUCUGGAGCUGAUAGAACUUACCCAGGAUCCAAACUACAAAAGCAACAAGCUGAGAGUCAAGAACCGCAAAAAACUUCUGCACACACUGUCACAGAGGUUCCAGCAGGAGAAGACAGCUGAUUGGCUGAGGCGGUUUGAGGGUUCAGGUGUUCCUGUUGGACCAAUCAACAGCAUCCAAGAAGUCUUUUCAGAGCCACAGGUGAAACACAACGCACUCAUACAGGAAAUGAAGCAUCCGACUGCAGGACGCAUCGCCGUUCCCGGUCCAGCUGUUCGCUUCAGCAGCUUCCCUCCCAGCGGACCCACACCCCCUCCGCUGAUUGGCCAGCAUACGGUCCAGGUGCUGCGACACACCUUGUCUUACAGCGAUGACGUCAUCAGAACGCUGCUGGCGUCUGGGGCUGUGGUCCAGAAUGAGGCGUUCUGAUUGACGGAGAGAAAAGGAAAAGCCUUCAGGAGAGACGAGACUGAGAUCACGAGUUUGUUCAUGAGCUCGGCUGGAUUCAGAGGAGAUAACCUGCAAAGACUUAAUGAAAACACUCCAGGGCUCCGCCCACUUUCAGGCAUGAUGUAAUCGUGUAACGCAGAUCACUGUGACCCAGACUGUACAUCUGAAGAACAAAAGGAUCUAAUAAAGAAGAAAAUCCAAGCAGA
Oryzias melastigma (Indian medaka) is the source of this 1655-nucleotide messenger RNA. It is a transcript of the gene sugct, whose product is annotated as succinyl-CoA:glutarate-CoA transferase. Lineage: Eukaryota; Metazoa; Chordata; Actinopteri; Beloniformes; Adrianichthyidae. The record is from RefSeq and is a predicted model, not a curated record. The transcript is spliced from 14 exons. The coding region runs from base 82 to 1428 and encodes 448 amino acids. Gene Ontology annotation, molecular function: catalytic activity.